AUGGAUCCGUCAGGGAUCAUCGGCAUCAUCAGCGUGGUGGCUCAGAUCGUCACCACGUGCACGAAACUUGGCCUGAGCUGGCGUGAUGCUCCCGAAGACGCCAAAAGAUUCAAGAAUGAGAUGGAUGGGCUGUACAAAACACUGUCAGAAACUUCAAGCCUUCUGAUCCAGAAUCCCGACUUUAUUGUAGCCUUUGAGGGACAGCACUCUGCGGUGCUGUCUAACCUGACGACACUCUCCAGUCCCGACGAUGAAAGCCUCCUCUCUGCUUGUCAAGACGAACUCGUUCGUAUUCUUGAGGGGCUGCAGAAGCAGCUUGAGGGUAGCCGCUUCGGCUGGCAACGGUUCAAAGCGAUGUUCUCUGGCGAAAUGACGCAGUCAGCAAUUGAAAACCUUCAGCGCCGGUGCCAAGUGAUCAACAGCAUGAUCUCGAUCGACAAUACGACGCUUGCGGUGAAAACCAACCUCGAAGUCCGGUCUUUGAAAAAGGAUCUUGCCGGAAGACAUUUAGAAGAAAGGAAGAUACAGAUUCUGGAUAGAAUAACGCCAGUCGACUUCACAACGCAGCAGAUUGACAACCUCGAUAGGAGGCAAGAGGGAACUGGAAAAUGGCUUCUUGAAUCCCCAGAGUUCGAAGCCUGGGUCCUUGGAGAUCGAAGAACACUAUUCUGUCCCGGAAUGCCUGGUGCUGGGAAGACUAUGCUUUCGUCCAUCGUCAUCGAGCAUCUCAAACGCCGGUUUGAGGGAAAUUCGACGGUUGGAGUUAGCUUCAUGUUUUGCAAUUUCCGACGGCACGAUGAGCAAACACCCCGUAACUUGCUAGCCAGCAUAUUGAAGCAACUCUAUUGCACGACGCCAGAAGAGUGCGAAGAGGUAGAGAACACCUACAGGCACGGGAUGUCUUCGGCGUCGAAACAAGACAUAAUGCGUUGUCUUCAAGCCGUGGUACCCCGAUUCAGCAGAGUAUACGUUGUCAUCGACGCCUUGGAUGAACUCGACGAAAAUCGAAAUAUGUUUCUCGAAGCUAUAUGGAGUUUGCAGGAAACAUCAUAUGUCAACAUUUUUGCGACUUCUAGGCACAUACCAGAAAUCGAGCGCUACUUCGAUGGUUCACCAUGCAUCGAAAUACGGGCUUCCGAUGGAGAUGUGAUGAAGUUCCUAGAUGGCCAGAUGUCGAAGCUUCCCUUAGCUGUGAGAAAGAACGAAGGCCUCCAAGACCAAAUCAAGGAUGCUAUCAUUCAAGCCGUUCAAGGAAUCGGUUCCGAGGCGUACGACGUUGCGUAUGAGAAUGCCAUGGAGCGCAUCGAACGACAGCUCGAAGACCAAAGGUCUCUCGCAAAGGACACGCUGUCCUGGAUAUGCUGCGCUCGAAGACCACUCGAUACCGUGGAGCUACAACACGCUCUCGCCGUGGAGGAAGGGACGACUAAACUAGAUGAGGACAACCUCCCUGAGCUAGAAGAUAUCGUUUCAGUCUGUGCUGGUCUAGUUACGAUUGAUGAAGAGAGCAAGAUUAUCCGUUUGGUUCACUACACGACCCAGGAAUUCUUCGAGAGGACGAAGGAGCGUUGGAUUCCUGAAGCGCAAACGCUCCUUGCGAAAUCUUGCGUUGCGUAUCUUUCUUAUGACAAAUUCAGGGUCACCUAUGAGGAGCACUUCGAGCGGAUGUGGAUAAAUCUAGAAAAGGAAGAGCAAACUCAGCUAUCACAGUCUCGAAAGGAUCGACAUCGGCUUAACAUCACUGGAGAUUCAUUGUACCGCUACGCCGCUUACAACUGGGGUUAUCACGCGAGAUACAUUAAUCACCCAGACCAGGGAACACUCCUCUUCCUUACCGACAGAGCAUACAAUGAAGAUAAUCUGAACCUCGAGGACAGCCGCGGUUACACGCCAUAUAUAUAUGCCAUCUGGGGGGGCGACGAGAGGUUUCUGGAUUAUCUCUUCGCACAAAGUGGGCUUGAACUCAACAUGAAAUUCAAAGAUGGAUAUUUUGAUCUUUUCAGCAUCGCUUUGAUAUGCGAAAAUGAAACCGCUGUCCGUCAUUUGAUAGGGAUGUAUCAGAGCCAUCACGAAACCAAUUGGCUGGUGGUUUUAAUUCUUGCCAUAAAAUGGGGCAACGUUUAUAUUUUCAAGCUCGUAACAGAAGCAGGCAAGGUUGAUAUCGAUGUUUUGGAGCGGCAUUGGGCCAAGCGCAUAGCAGGAAUAAACGGGUCCAAGUUCACUGUUAUGGAGAGGCCAUAUUCACUUCUACAACAAGCAGCAGAAGAGGGGCGGAUUGAGAUCGUCAAAUAUCUUGUCGAGACACAAAAGGUUGACAUUGAGACACAGAAUUCGCUCGGGGGUACCCCCUUUUCCAUGGCCGUCUGUCGUGGGAAAUUGGAAGUAGCACAAUAUCUUCAGUACAAUGGUUGCUUGACGGGGGAAAAGUUGACGCCAGUCUUUUCAUAA
Colletotrichum tamarilloi is the source of this 2448-nucleotide messenger RNA. Its product is annotated as ankyrin repeat protein. Lineage: Eukaryota; Fungi; Ascomycota; Sordariomycetes; Glomerellales; Glomerellaceae. The record is from RefSeq and is a predicted model, not a curated record. The coding region runs from base 1 to 2448 and encodes 815 amino acids. The transcript is spliced from 4 exons. Gene Ontology annotation, molecular function: protein binding.